Molecule: messenger RNA, 1251 nt
Organism: Mercenaria mercenaria
Lineage: Eukaryota; Metazoa; Mollusca; Bivalvia; Venerida; Veneridae
Product: organic cation transporter protein-like
Exons: 7
Coding region: 1-1251 (416 amino acids)
Biological process (GO): transmembrane transport
Cellular component (GO): membrane
Molecular function (GO): transmembrane transporter activity
Source: RefSeq, a predicted model, not a curated record
AUGUCUUACAGUUCUCAACUUGAGGAUCUGAUAGAAGAACUUGGAGGAUGCGGACUCAUGCAAAAACUUCUCUGUAUUACUAUACACUGCUCGUGUAUUAUUACAUUCUGGAGCAUACUCGCAAUGGCGUUCAUCGGCUACGACCCAGGUUUCACCUGUCACACGCUGGAUGUUAAAUUGUCCUCACUUUCAACAUUAAAUAUAAGUUACCUUUCCACUGAUCGCCUAUGCUCUGUUGGAUCUACAGCAACAUGCAGUUCGUACAUAUUUCGGAAUAGUUUGAAUACUGUCGUAUCAGAGUGGAACCUUGUAUGCGAAAAACGAUGGAUUGUGGCGUUCAUUACAUCCAUUCAGAUGGUAGGUGUUGUUAUAGGAUCAAUCAUUUCGGGUCAGAUCUCCGACUCGACUGGCCGCAAACCAACUAUGAUAGCAGGUGUAACAACAACGGUUCUUUUUAAUUUCGCUGGAUUCUUUGCACAGUCAUGGAAGGCCUAUUCGGUUAUUCGUUUCAUCAUUGGUAUAGGAUUUGGACUUGCCUAUACAGUACAAUUUACUCUAAUGAUAGAGUUUGUACCUUCGCAAUGGCGACCGUUAGCGGUGUGUUUCCCUUCGGAACCUCUCAUUUCUAUGCUUUAUGCGCUACUGUCCUGGUGGUUACAUGACUGGAAAAGAAUACAUUUGUUUAAAUCAUUCAUUGGUUUAUUCUUUCUUAUCAUACUUUGGUUUGCUGUAGCUACAACUUGGUAUUGUAUGGCCCUUGGAAUGGAGAGCAUUUCUGUUGACAUUUACAUGACCAUAUUCCUCAUCAACGUAGUGGAUGUUCCUGCAUAUUCUGCGACUGGCCCAUUAGUGAACAAAUUUGGAAGAAGGAAGAUUUGUUUUGUCGUCUUUGGUUUGACCGAUAGAAUUUCACAUAAUUCUGCGUCUCUCACAAUGGAAGCAUUGGUUACUUCAUUGCUAGCAAAAAUGACUUGUUCAACGGCAUUCACUGCUGUAAUUGUUUAUACAACGGAAUUGUAUCCUACAGAAAUAAGGACAACAGGUUACGGAUUUCAGGCAGCAGUUGGAAGACUUGGUGCGAUUGCCUCUCCAUUGUUAAUUCAUCUUGAUGGACUUUACCCUGGGUCAAUGUAUUUUAUAUGCGGAGUGUUAAUGAUCCUUUCAACCGGAGGUAUCUUAAGACUGAAGGAAACAAAGGACAUGGUACUGCAGGAUUCUGUUAAGGACAUCGUACCUCCUGGUGACAGAUAA